Molecule: messenger RNA, 1955 nt
Organism: Bufo gargarizans (Asiatic toad)
Lineage: Eukaryota; Metazoa; Chordata; Amphibia; Anura; Bufonidae
Gene: PDLIM2
Product: PDZ and LIM domain 2
Exons: 4
Coding region: 170-595 (141 amino acids)
Biological process (GO): muscle structure development; actin cytoskeleton organization; heart development
Cellular component (GO): stress fiber; Z disc; filamentous actin
Molecular function (GO): actin binding; muscle alpha-actinin binding
Source: RefSeq, a predicted model, not a curated record
GGCGAGUGUCAAGAGACAGAGGUGUGCCUGUGAUAAGAGGAGGAGAGAGACACAGGCGGGGACGGAGAGACAGGUGUGUCCUAAAGUCAGGAAGAAGAGACAGCAGUGACAGAAAACACAAAGAAGCCACAACGUGAGUGCAAGAAGUGGAAGCGACAAGUAGUCCACGAUGAGCUGGCUGCAGGAGGACUCCGAAGUCUACAAGAUGCUGCACGGAAAUCAGGAGACCAGAACAUCUCCAAGACAGUCCAGCAGCUUCAAGCUUCUGCAGGAGGCCCUGGAGAACAACCCUGAUGGUAUUUCCACAUCUUUUCCCAGCAGAUUGUCACCCAGUGUUCAGAAACCUGUCAGCAGCAUUCAGAAACCUAUCAGUAAUACUGUGCCAUCUCCACAGCGGGUGUGCGAAAAGUGCAACACAAGCAUCCAUGAUGUAGCAGUGAGGAUCUCAGAGGGCCGCCACCGCCAUCCAGCGUGCUAUGUGUGUGCAGACUGUGGCCUCAACCUACGCAUGAGAGGACACUUCUGGGCAGGUGAAGAGCUGGUGUGCGAGAAACAUGCCCGUGCCAGGCAUCACACGGGAUCUCCUCGCACAUGAACAGACCAUUGCAUUGUAAGGAGUGAAUUGCUCUUCCUCCAUUAUAGACCCCCACUCUGACCUCGCCAUAGAAUCCGCUAUAAUAUGAACCUUACAUUUUGUCCUUCCAGUGUCCACCGUUACAGACAUGUUGAUGCCCCAGUACUGUCUCAUGUCCUUCAGAACUUCCCGGAGCAUACCCAUGUACUUCCGAUGCAGUGACCUCUAGUAUGGGCGUAUGUUCACCAUGAAAGGGCGACUCCAGUAGUUAUACAUAAUGUAAUUCGGAGGUGUAACUGGGGCAGGGGAGCAUCUGCCCUGUGAGCUGAGUGCCAGGGGUGGGCACCAACAAACCUGGGCCAGGAUACUGAGAUACAAGGCUUGGGUGGUAGACUGAAUCUUUGCCCCACUUAGUUACAUCAGCUAUACAAUAGACUGCCUCACCAUGCUGCACGGACUUGUUUUAGGCUCACCCCACUCUAAAAUGAGGGGUCGCUGAAACAUUAGUGUGGCAAUUGGACCCUAACUAAUCAGUGCUUCUUUAAUCGGCCCCCCAUCUAUCAUGCGUCAUUCAUAGUACUGGCUUGUCAUGUCUGUUCUAUCCCCCAACCUCCCUUUCUCUGCUGUUGGCAAUUUUAAAGACUAUUAUAAAACAAACAUGUCUUCCUUUUAAAGGAAAAUACACAAAGUCUUCCAUCCAAUGGGGCUUGUGAGACCCGCUACUUGUAUAUAAUUACCAAAUAUCAAUGUGGUCAUGACUGACGAGGUUUAAGGGUUUUUCCAGAGUUUUGUGGGGGUCCGGCGACUACCAGUAAUCUCACAGAUCAGCUGUUUGAAGAGGCCGGUGAGUGCCCCUGUCCUCUCCCUAGGCCAGUGAUGUCACAUUCAUCCGUCAUGUGACGUCAAGUGAAUGGGCCUGGACUGCAAUACCAAGCACAGCCACUUUACAGUGCACGGCGCUGUGCUUGGUAUGCUGCCCUGAGGCCGCGGCAAUCAAUGUCACGCUGCAGCCUCUUCAAACAGAUGUCGAACCCCCCACGAUCAGAUACUGAGGACAUAUCCUAAUGAGAUGCCGUCAAUAUUGUACUCCUGGAGAACCCCUUUAAUUCUAUGCACAAAUGGCGGUAAAUUAUGUAUCACAUUAUCUAUAUAAGUGCCACAUGUUAUCUUGGCUGAUCUGAUUUAUAUAGCAAUUUUAGUCCUCCUUCCAUACAAGAAGCUGCUCAUACAUAUCCUGGAUACUGACGUCGUAUUAGAUCCUAAUUCUCAGUUACGUGUGACAUUGUAACCCUUACUCUUGGCGUCCAUCUUUUUUCAUUCAUGGUGGCUUUUCGUGUUUAUAUUUGAUAUGCUAUUAAAGUGUUAAUGUAUUGAAGAUCUA